Molecule: messenger RNA, 3075 nt
Organism: Capra hircus (goat)
Lineage: Eukaryota; Metazoa; Chordata; Mammalia; Artiodactyla; Bovidae
Gene: SP140
Product: SP140 nuclear body protein
Exons: 28
Coding region: 354-2753 (799 amino acids)
Biological process (GO): regulation of transcription by RNA polymerase II
Cellular component (GO): nucleus
Molecular function (GO): DNA binding; DNA-binding transcription factor activity, RNA polymerase II-specific; protein binding
Source: RefSeq, a predicted model, not a curated record
CUCUGCUUUGCUACACACGAGGAGGGCCUGGCUUCCAAGAAAGGAAAGUGAAAGUACUUGGGCCGUUCAGCAGAGCUGCCUCGUGGUCUGCAGCCUCCCUCUACCUGGUGUGUGGCCCCGCCCCAUCCCAUCUGAUCACCACCGUGUCACCAGGAUAAUCCAUCUGUGUGAUGUUCUUUGAGAGGCCCAGGUGAUCCAGAUCUGUUUUGACUGUGUUAUGACAAAGGACAGGUGCCACACCCGAGGGGGCUGAUAAAUGGGCAAACUUUCUCAUCACAGCUCCGGGAAAGGACAGAGGCAGCGAAAAUCUAAGCAAGAGUGAUCUGGGGCUGGCUCCAUGGUCUAAGAAGAAGAUGGCAAGUGCAGGCAGCACCUCUAACCGCAGGAUAAUCACGGGGGACGUGAACCUGGAGGAGCAGCACCCAGAGGAGCAGCGCUGCUAUGAGUUCGUAUUCAGGCUCUUCAGAGAAAAUAAGGUGGAGAUCGCAAGUGCCAUACCAAAGCCAUUUCCUUUUCUCAUGGGCCUGCGAGAUCGGGGCUUCAUCUCUGAGUCAAUGUUCGAGAAUUUUCAAGAAGCUUGUAGAAAUCUGGUCCCAGUGGAAAGUGUGAUGUACAAAGCUCUCAGUGAGCUGGAGAAGAAAUUUGACAAGACGGUUCUGGAAGCCCUGUUCAGCAAGGUUAACCUGAAGGCCUAUCCUGAUUUACUUCAGAUUUGCAAUAGCUUCAAAAACGUGAUUCAUGACAACUUCUAUUACCAAACCAUUGAUGAAGGAGAGACAAAGGAGAUGCUCAACUUACAAUUAAACCAUGAACAAGUGUCCUUGGAACACUCAUCUCUCCAAACGAACAGUGUAAGAGGAUUUGAAAGUAUGCCCAGACUACUGCCAUAUUAUAGGCAAGAGAACAGCAACGCCUGGGAUGAAGAAUGGCCCCAGGAAGCCUCAAGCUUCUCACCAAGAUGUGUGCUAGUUUCCUCUGAGCACAAAUUUCUCCAAAGGACCAGCAAAGGCAAUUCUGAAGAGAUGCCCAAACUGCAGCCAGUGACCAGAGAUCCUAAAGCUCUCCAAGUGCCUCCUGAAGGAGAACCCAAGAAGGUGCUCAGCCUACUACCAGCAGAGGGAGAAGAGGAUAACAAGGCCUAUUGUGUGAUCCAUGUGGAAGAAGAGCCCCAGGAAGCCCUGAGCUCCCCAUCAAGAUGUGAACCGGUGACCUGUGAUCCCAAAGCUCCCCAAAUGCCUCCUGAAGGAGAAGCCGAGGAGGUGCUCAGCCUAUUACCAGCAGAGGAGGGAGUGUCCUGUGACCCUGAAGCUUCCCAAAUGAGUGACAAAGAAGAACAAGAGGAGCUGCCCAGUCAGCCACUGGAUGGAGAAGAAGGAAGCGGCACCUGUUUCGAAAUAUGUGAUGAAGAAGAGACUCAGGAAUUCUUGAGCUCACCACCAAAAAGUGGACCAGAAACAGAGCUACCAGUGUUUGGAAAUGAGUGCUCCUGUGUGAUGUGCUUCCGCAAAGAGGUACGCAGAGUUCCAGAAGAAAGAAUUGAAAGUAUGCAAGAGGGUGACAACAGAGAUACGGCAGAUCUUGGGAACAACUCUGCUGUGAGAAAACCCAAGAGGAGAAGAAGAAAAAAGAAAGGGCAUUCCUGGACAAGAGUAAAAACAAAGAGGAGAAAUGUAUAUCGAAAAGCCCUAGACAACAGCAAAGCUGCUGGCCAACCGGCCCCAAGUGGAAAGAAGGUGGAAAUGAGUCUGCAGGACCCUGCCAAGAUCAGGAGGAGAAGGAGAAGCAGACCUAGAAUCUGCUCUACUCAUAAUAACAGAACCCCACGGAGAAGAGCUAAGUCAAGAGGGAAAAGAAAGUACACAUACGAACAUGUGGAUUUUCACCCUCCGAUAAUUCCUGUGACCUGUGGUAAGGUGAGAGGAAAGUUACACAAGAAGAAGUUGAAAAUCGGAGCCUGGGUGAAGUGUAUACAGAGUGAAAAUGGAGACUGGUUCACCCCCAGGGAAUUUGAAAUCAAAGGCGGCCACGGAAGAUCAAAGAAUUGGAAGCUCAGUAUUCGCUGUGGAGGGAGGCCCCUGCGAUGGCUGAUGGAGAAAACGUUUCUCCAUAAUCCUCCAAGGAAAUAUGACAGGAGAAGAAAGAAAAGAGGACUGAAGUCUCCUGACAACACCGUAGAUAGCCUUUGCCUGGGAAACUCAGAUGUGUGUGAGACCUGCCGGGAUGGAGGAAAGCUGUUCUGCUGUGACACUUGUUCGAGGUCUUUUCACGAGGACUGUCACAUCCCGCCCGUGGAAACUGAGAAGAGCCCGUGGAGUUGCACCUUCUGCAGGAUGGAGAAGUCUUCAGGAAACCAGCAGGGUCUCAGAGAAUCUGAGGUCCUGGCAAGGCUGAUGCAGCUGGAGGAGCAGCUGAAAUGUGAGUUCCUCCUCUUGAAGGUCUAUUGCCAUUCAGAAAGCACCUUUUUUGCAAGGAUUAAAAAAAGGAUUCCACGUUCUUAUUAUAUUAAAAAGGCUUCUAAAAACUUCAAGGAACCCAUGUGUUUGGACAAGAUAAAGAAGAGGCUGAAUGAGCAGGGCUACUCCCACGUGGAAGGGUUUGUGCGGGACAUGCGUCUCAUCUUUCAGAACCACAGGGCAUCUUACAAGUUCAAUGACUUUGGCCUAAUGGGAUUUAGACUGGAGGCAGAAUUUGAGAAGAAUUUCAAGGAAGUGUUUGCUCUUCAGGAAACAAAUGAGGACAGUUCUCUGGAAUAAUGGAUGUUGCUGGUGUCCUGGAAAUUCCCCUUUUGGUCAAAUGUCUCAUUCCCUAGCUGCAUGAGGGGUUGGCUGCUGAUGCCACCCCUCCCCAGAGCACUGCCUUCAGCCAAAUGGAGCCAACUUCACCUGGAGGUUACACGUCCUUGGCCUGGGGGCUGGCUUCCAGUCGACCCAACCUUCAUGCUCUGUGCAUCCAUGGGAUCAGGCUGGAGCCUGUCUGAAUACAUCCAUCCUUAGCUUUUUGCCCAAUACUGUUCUGCUUCCUUCAUCCCGUUCUAGCAAAGAAACACAAAAUAAAUUACUUAAGUAAGAGACUUUA